CACCGCGCCUGUGAGAGGGACUGCGACUUUAAUGUUCCCUCUGCGCGUCUUCCAUACCCGGGGACCCAUUUUACUUUAAGUCCUCCCAACUUUUUUUUUGUUGUGUUUUAUCUUUCCGACACUUUAAAAUCCGUUAAAGAAAAAUUAGGACUACUGCAGUGUCACAGCCCAUCCAACACUCCAGAGCAACACUGAACUCACAAGCCAUGCUACUACCUUCGUCACUACUACUCCUUCUUGGCCUCCUCACUUGGAGUCCCAGCACAUCGUGGGCCGCUAAAGUGAUCGUGGUACCACCCAUCAUGUUUGAAUCACACCUCUACAUCUUCAAGACACUGGCCACGGCUCUGCACGAGGAGGGCCAUGAGACCCAUUUUCUAAUUUCGAAAGGUCGUGAGGUGCCCCCCUCCCCUCACUACCACUUACAGCACUAUCCAGGGAUCUUUAACAGCAGCACGGCUGACAAUUUCCUCCAGUCCAAAGUCAGCAACAUCUUCUCAGGCCGCCUGACAUUUCUGGAACUGUUUGACAUUCUUGACCACUACUCUCAGAACUGUGAUGCUGUCGUUGGUAAUGUUGAGGUAAUGACCCGCCUCAAAGAGGCCAAGUUUGACCUGCUGCUGGUGGACCCUAAUGAGAUGUGUGGUUUUGUGAUCGCUCAUAUCCUGGGUGUGCAAUAUGCCGUGUUCAGCACAGGCCUGUGGUACCCGGCAGAGGCGGGUGCCCCGGCUCCGCUUUCAUAUGUUCCCGAAUUCAACUCAUUGCUGACAGACCGUAUGUCUCUGGUCCAGAGGAUCACCAACACAGCUGUUUAUCUGGUGCAGCGCUUUGGAGUCCAUUAUAUUGCAUUACCCAAGUAUGACCGGAUUAUGAAGAAACAUGGAGUGAAGCCUCAAGUAGCCAUGGCUGACUUGGUGCAGGGCAGCCGGCUGUGGAUGCUAUGCACUGACAUGGCGCUGGAGUUCCCCAGGCCCACUCUGCCACAUGUGGUCUACAUAGGAGGCAUCCUUACCAAGCCCCCCAACCCACUGCCACAGGAGUUUGAGGCAUGGGUGAAUGACACAGCAGAGCAUGGCUUCGUGGUGGUGUCGUUCGGAGCUGGGGUCAAGUACCUCUCCCAGGACAUCGCUCACAAACUGGCAGGAGCCCUUGCCAGGCUGCCUCAGCGAGUCGUCUGGAGAUUCUCUGGGGUUCCACCCAGUAACCUUGGCAACAACACCAAGCUUGUUGAUUGGAUGCCUCAGAAUGACUUACUAGGCCACACCAACACAAGGGCCUUCCUGAGUCACGGUGGCCUGAACAGCAUCUACGAGGCCAUGUACCACGGGGUGCCAGUGGUCGGCGUGCCCCUGUUCGGAGACCACUAUGACACCAUGACUCGCGUGGCAGCCAAAGGUAUGGGUAUCCUGCUGCACUGGAAGUACAUGAGCGAGGAAGACCUCUACACGGCCCUGACCAGCGUCAUCACAGACACCAGGUACCGCCAGAAAGCACGUCUUCUCUCCAACAUUCACAAAGACCAGCCAGGCCACCCUGUGACCAGGGCCGUCUACUGGAUCAGCUACAUCCUCCGUCACCACGGUGCCAACCAUCUGCGCUCCGCCGUAUACGAGGUGUCCCCAUACCAGUACUUCCUAGUGGAUGUGAUUGUCGCUGUAGGGGCUGCCUUGGCUCUGAGCGUCUUUGCCCUGCGGCGGUUGGUACGAUUGCUGAGGGGGAAGGUCGGGGACCAGAACAGAGGAGGUGCAGUCACCAGGGAUGAUGGUAACAUGGCCAAUGGACAUUGCCAUAGCGAGAGCAUGGCCAACGGGAAACACAAACGCAAUGGCUCCUUGAAAAAUGAGAAGAAGAUAAAUUAAUGUUUUGAAUGGCCAAGAGGGAAGAGGAAGAAGUUGCCCCAAGGACUCAGCUCUAGGAUUGGUUUAGUGGUUUUAUAAAAGCUUUGAGAGAAAGUUCUUAGGUCUGUGUCAAGAGGCAACUGCUACUCAGAGUGAGCAAGAGGCUGUAGGAGGAUACACAAUGCAUCAUGUGGGAAACAGAGCAAGGCAUCGGGUGCUCAAAAUCUGUGUGUGUGUGUGGGUGUAUGUGUAUGUGUGCACUGAGGCGAAUUUAACGAAAAAAAACUCUAACAACAGCAGCUACAGCAAUACAACACCAAAUUGGAAAGUAAUUGAGGAUGAAACACAGGAAAGACACACUGGAGGACAUUGUUUCUUCAUGUGCGUCUUCUCUCCUGCGUGUUCUCUGUUGUCUUCCUGCCUUCCUCACCCAGUGGAAGGAUGACGAAGAGGGGAAAUCCUGAGCGCCAACCCCUCAUCCUCGGAACAAAACAAGAAAACAAAUGGAUAACUUUUGAAAUAUUUAGGAUUUUAAUGUUUUUAACUGCAAAGUCUGCUUCAGCAAUUGUAAACUGUAAAUAGAGGAUAAAUCUAUUUAUUACUGUACAAAUGCAAUUUAAUGAUGGACCUUUUUAACCUUAAUCUUGUUUUUAAUUUAUUUUGUGUGUCAGUGGUUCUAUGGCAUGAUGGUAGAUGUACACUCCCUUGUCUAAGCUAACAUUGUAUGCUUCAUACUCAAUAGCCGUUGUAAGUCCGCGCAGGUCUGUGCUUUUUUGCACUAUCCGCAGUAUUCACGGUUGGUCUUGUUUUCAAAUUAAUCAGAGAAAAUAUUCAGUUUUUCCCUUUUCACAUGGUAGUGCCAACCUGCGAUUGCACUUUGCUCUGCAGUGUUCCAUUUGUCUCUUGAAUGACAGUUUGCUCUGCAUGAGAAUAACUCAACUGAACUCCGUUUGGCUUAUCAGUUUAAAAAGGGGGAUCAUGUUAUCAUCAGAAGCUAUAAUAACUCCCGAGGAUACUGCGGAUACGCGGAGCCAGACCGUGCUCAAGCUCAUCCAGUCAGGUGAUAAGAGAUGAGUCAGAGCAUUAUUGAUUCAUGAUUACUUCCUUCAUCAGUCCUAUAUUUCAAUUCUGCAUCCCUCAUCUGUUUAUUACUUAGUAAGGAUUCAUCACUUGAUUGCCAUUUUUGUUGCUGCACUUGACUUUGUGCAACGUCAUUCUUCUGUGAUUCAUUUGUUGGUUCAUUUCUAACAUAUGUUGCAAAUGCUAGUUUUUGAAAAUGUCCCGGUUCAGGUAGGAAUUUCAGAAUCCAUUCUUCUAUUCUGCAAGUUAAAAGUCUGUUCAGUUUCGAUUUUGAGGUCAGUGUACAAAUUACGUAGGCCUUAUGUAUUUAUAUUAACUUUCAGUGUGAAUGAUUCACAUUCUGUAUGUUGCCUUUUAUAAUGCAGUUACUCGUGUAUGCAGUAUGCUUGAAUACGUGUAUGUGCUUGUUGUUUCGAUGCUUGUGCAUUUUAGAUCACUGUGCGGCUUUAGAGUGAGUGGAUGAAAAAAAGGCAGAUGAGGCAUGUUUUAGCCCACUCUGAGGCUUUUUUUUGGUAUCCUGUGAAGUCAUGUCAUCAUGAGUGCCGGUGCAAAGGAUGUUUUAUUUUCUUUUUAUUUCAAUUCAACUGAUGUUUCCUUCAGUAGCUCUUUUUUUAUCAUCUUAUGUGUCAAUCCACUCCAUAUUAUUUCACUCGUGUUUGUUAAUUCUUAAUGCAGAUGCAGAUGUAAGAAGGGUGUAAGAAGGGUGAAAGAGUGACUUAGUUCCGACAGCAAAGGUGAACCCCACGACUUCUACAAUGAAUAGUAAUGUGUCAAAGUGACACUGAUCCCUGCAGUGAAAUUCUCUUUUCUUGAACUCCUGUCAAGGAGAUCAAAGUACAGGGCGUGCUGUAGGAGUAUCUUUGGAGUUUGUGCGGAUUCAGUAUCUUGCUAAUGGACAUUUCAGAAGGGCAGGUGCUCGUGAACAUGUGACAUAAAAGUCACAUGAACAUGAGACUUCCAGCUGGACGGUUUAUCAAACCACCAGGUACUACAUACUGUAUUUUCCUCCUUUGUUCUUGCAGCACAGUGCAGACUUUUUCAAACUUUAAAUUGCAACCACAACAUUCUAGCAGAGAUUGUUCACCGACUUACCAAAGCCUCACACAUGUAAAUUUAAAGGAAACAGAAGAAAUACUGUCACUUAACCUUUCAAAAGCUGUUAAGGACUUAACAUCCAACCAACAUGCAUGCACAUACAGUAUGUUCACAAAUCCUGUAUGAUAAUUGAGAAAAAACUUGAUCUUCAAACAUGAUCUUCCUUUCUCUGUGAGCUACAAGUACACUUGCACAGCCCAACGCAGCCCUGCUGAAAGGACAGACUAUUAUACUUGAAUCAUCAUCAUAUAUAACAACUUCAGCUGUUGGGUGUGGUGGGUGGGCCUGCAGGUGCUACAAAAGCUAUGAACAGGAUCUGGAGAGAAAUUAAUUUUAAUUUUUAUUUCAGUAUUAAUGUUGUUACAACCCACGCAGUUACAUGUUCAUCCCGUACUUCUCUCAUAUGUGUCCGUACUAACUCUGCAGUCUGACAUGUCUCUGUUCUUGUGAUGUUUGUAUUUCAUCAGCUUGAGGACUUUCUUGUCGUCAGUCGUGCGUUUGCUUGUUCCAUUUGUCCACCUCUUUGUCCUUCUCAUGACUUCCUGAUGUAUUCUGCCAUCUUUGUGUUCUUGUCUUUUUCUUCCUCCUCCUCCCCGCUAAAUUAUAUGAUUAUUAGAUGUCUCCACUUACUUGCUUUUAAAAAAAAAAACCUUAAUUUUACUUUGAUUUUAAAAUGACAUAAAGUCCUCAAUUUUCUUGUCAUGUGUGUCCAUGUUGUAAAUAGAACAAUGUAAACAAAAUACUAAUGCUGAAUAAAAAUGACAUAUUUUGUUUGCAGA
Morone saxatilis (striped sea-bass) is the source of this 4792-nucleotide messenger RNA. It is a transcript of the gene ugt8, whose product is annotated as UDP glycosyltransferase 8. Gene Ontology annotation, molecular function: UDP-glycosyltransferase activity. Lineage: Eukaryota; Metazoa; Chordata; Actinopteri; Moronidae. The coding region runs from base 207 to 1859 and encodes 550 amino acids. The transcript has 6 exons. The record is from RefSeq and is a predicted model, not a curated record.